AUGGCGGGUCAAGGCUAUGGCCGCGGCGAAACUUCCGAUUCGGGUCAGAACCCGGGUUGGGAUUACCGUUUCGGUCGUGGAACCGCCCCCGACCGAAGCUGGUCUUACAACUGGGGAACCGCGUCGGGUCCCGGCGGAGGAGGUGGUUUUGGGUUCGGAUUCGGAUCAUCAUCUUCCGGCGGAGGGGGAGGAGGCGGCGGCGGAGGCUGUUACGGUGGGUACGGUGGAAGCACGAACGGUCCAAGAAGUGAAGCCACCGGAAGAGGAGGGGGAGAUGGUGGCUCCUAUCAGAAUAGCGGCGGACGUCGGGGCGCCGGUGGAGCUCGGGUGCAGAAGUAA
Molecule: messenger RNA, 339 nt
Organism: Tarenaya hassleriana
Lineage: Eukaryota; Viridiplantae; Streptophyta; Magnoliopsida; Brassicales; Cleomaceae
Product: putative glycine-rich cell wall structural protein 1
Exons: 1
Coding region: 1-339 (112 amino acids)
Source: RefSeq, a predicted model, not a curated record